AUGGCCCCCGCCCGCUGCCCCGCGCGGGCCUUGCUGCUCGCCUACGCCAGCCUGCUGGCCGCCGCCGUGGGCCUGGGCUCCCCGGAGCCCGGUGCGCCCUCGGGGAGCCGCGCCCGCGAGGAGCCGCCGCCCGGGAACGAACUGCCUGCGGGACCGGCCGCCCGCCCGCCGGAGUCCCCCGUGGAGCGGGCGCACGGCCUCAGCGAUCCCCGGGACGCCUGGAUGCUCUUCGUCAGGCAGAGUGACAAGGGUGUCAACAGCAAGAGGGGCAGCAGGAGCAAGGCCAAGAAGCUGAAGCUUGGUCUGCCAGGACCUCCAGGGCCUCCUGGCCCCCAGGGUCCCCCAGGCCCCAUCACCCCACCUGAAGUCCUACUGAAGGAGUUCCAGCUGCUGCUGAAAGGCGCGGUGCGCACGCGCGAGUGCGCGGAGCCCGAGCCCGGCCCGCGCGUUCCCGCUGCGGUGCCGGCCGCGCGCCCUGAGGACGACAAGGAGGCGGCGGCGGGGGCGGGCGUGCUGGCACUGCUGGCCGCGCCCCUCGACCCCGGCCCGCGGGCGCCGCGCGUCGAGGCCGCCUUCCACUGCCGCCUGCGCCGGGACGCGUCGGUGGAGCGGCGCGCGCUGCACGAGCUCGGCCUCUACUACGUGCCCGACGCCGAGGGCGCCUUCCGCCGCGGCCCGGGCCUGAACCUGACCAGCGGCCAGUACACGGCGCCCGUCGCCGGCUUCUACGCGCUCGCCGCCACGCUGCACGUGGCGCUGGCCGAGCCGCCGAGGCGCGGGCCGCCGCGCCCCCGGGACCGCCUGCGUCUGCUCAUCUGCCUGGAGUCCCGGUGUCAGCACCAUGCCUCCCUGGAGGCCGUCAUGGGGCUGGAGGGCAGCAGCGAGCUCUUUACCAUCUCGGUCAAUGGCGUUCUCUAUCUGCAGGCCGGACAGUACACCUCCGUCUUCCUGGAUAACGCCAGCGGCUCCGCCCUCACGGUGCGCAGCGGCUCCCACUUCAGCGCUGUCCUCCUCGGUGUGUGAGCGCCACGCCCGAGUGUGAGCAACCCCAGGGGCACUGUCGGAGUGGCAGAGGCCACGGGCAGGAGGGAGCCCGCUGGACUGCCCACCCUGGCCACCGCAGCUGAAGCCAGAGACGCCACUACGGCAGCCCGCGGAGGCGACACGCACACUGGCGGUCCGGGAACUCCGGGUGAUGUCGGGACGCCGUCCUUUCCAGGGAGGGGUUUCAGCAUGCCCAGGUGUGCCCGUGCUUUGUCUGCCCACCCCACCCCCCGCCCCCGGCUGCAGACCUGGGCCCCUCCUGGGCAGCUUGCUCCAUGGCUGAGGUCUGGCCGCACCUUUUCCAUCUUUCCUACGGCUCUCAUGGGCUGCCCGCUGGGUGUGCCGAUGAGGGGAGAGGCCGCCCAGCCUGCCUGGUGCCCACCUGCCCCUCUCCCAGCUGUGCCUUUGGCUGCCGUGGACCUCAGGGCACUGCUUGGCCUGCAGGGACCACAGGGCCCGAGCCUGUCCUUGCGGCCUCUGGGCACAGCGGCCUGGGCACCAGGGGCACGGGAAGAGGCUGACGGGGACGGUGAGUCCAGAGCUGUUCCCACGCGUGCGAGCCCACUCGCGAGCUCACCUGGCCUUCCCACCGUCCCCUCCUUUGCAAACCCUCUCCCGGAUGAGGUAGUCUUGCCUCUCCCCUGAGGCCCUGGCAUGCUGCUCAGGCCCACUUGCCAGAUGAGAGAGCUGGAACGUCCCUGCAGAUGGGGGGCGGCCAGGCCCUGUGCCCUCAUCUGGAUGGGUGAAGCCGUGGCCCCCGCAGGCUGACAGCUCUGGGUGCCCAGCCACCACGGUCUAGCCCCACUGGGUCCAUCCAGCUCUGGGCUCUUCAGAGCAUCUGCCCCACUCGGGUGGCACCACGGCCCCAAGUUCAGAUGGGCGUUGUGGUCAGGCUGGGGAACAAGUGUGCCACCCUGCUGCAGCGAUGAUGGGAUUUGGAGGGGGGGGCAGAUGGCAGCUGUUCCUGUGGAGAGACAGGGUGUCUGAGAGUUCCUGCCAUCUCUUGAUGUAGGGCCCCCCUGGCCUGCUGAAGUUACCCCCACCCCACUUCCUGCAUGGAAAACAGGCCACAGGAACACUGGUACUGCAGGAGCUCCUGGGGGCCAAGCUGGUCUGGCACGGGUGCCUCCAGGCCUGGGAGAGGCAGGGGCGAAGACUGCAGUCACCCUGCUCCUUGACCUUCUAGCUGGCCUGGGGUGAGCAGGUGACUGGUCCCCAGGAGCCCUGAGCUUCCACCCCACAGUCUGACUAACGGGAGUCCCAGGCACCAUGUGCACAAACCGACCGCUGGGUGCCCUUCGGCGGGCUGGACACAGUUCUCAGUAGGACUUGCCCCCACCCUACCAGGAAGCGCCAGCCGGCUGGCGUCCUGCCUGCCCACCCCCACUCCUAGAUAAGGGUGGCAUGGCCGCACCCUCUCCUGCAUUUCUCUGUACCCAGCGGGUACAGAUACUUUAGAAAAGCUUUCACCCUGGGGAGACCCACGGUCCUUUUUCUCAAUAUAAGUGUGUUAUACAGCAAUUAAUUGAAGUAUUUAUUAUAUAAUGUCAGGUGAAAUAUAUUUAUGUA
This is a messenger RNA of Capra hircus (goat), 2613 nucleotides long. RefSeq names its product erythroferrone (gene ERFE). Lineage: Eukaryota; Metazoa; Chordata; Mammalia; Artiodactyla; Bovidae. Gene Ontology annotation, biological process: positive regulation of D-glucose import across plasma membrane; negative regulation of gluconeogenesis; positive regulation of insulin receptor signaling pathway. The record is from RefSeq and is a predicted model, not a curated record. Gene Ontology annotation, molecular function: hormone activity.